This is a messenger RNA of Pseudoliparis swirei, 572 nucleotides long. RefSeq names its product small nuclear ribonucleoprotein polypeptide F (gene snrpf). Gene Ontology annotation, cellular component: catalytic step 2 spliceosome; U1 snRNP. Gene Ontology annotation, molecular function: RNA binding. Bases 108 to 368 code for a protein of 86 amino acids. The record is from RefSeq and is a predicted model, not a curated record. NCBI's taxonomy places the organism in Eukaryota, Metazoa, Chordata, Actinopteri, Perciformes, Liparidae. The transcript is spliced from 4 exons. Gene Ontology annotation, biological process: mRNA splicing, via spliceosome; spliceosomal snRNP assembly.
UCCGGUUUGGCGGUAAAGCGUGUGUGCUGCUUUGCGAAGUACUGACGUUUCUGUGACGAAAAGAUAUCAAGUUAAUUCAUUCUCAGAACGCUUUUAGUACAACAACAAUGAGUUUACCUCUGAACCCGAAGCCUUUCCUCAACGGCCUCACCGGGAAACCCGUGAUGGUGAAGCUGAAGUGGGGUAUGGAGUAUAAGGGUUACCUGGUGUCUGUGGACGGGUACAUGAAUAUGCAGUUGGCGAACACGGAAGAGUACGUGGACGGAGCGUUGGCGGGUCAUCUCGGUGAAGUGCUGGUCAGGUGCAAUAACGUGUUGUACAUCCGAGGCGUAGAAGAAGAGGAGGAAGACGGUGAGAUGAGGGAGUGACGAAGAGGACUCGGCCCCGUUGUGUGAUUGAACUUCGUAGUUGAUGUGUGUUUGUGUUUUCACCAUGUGAAACAAAUGAGUGUUUGCGGUUAUUUUCCAAGCAGUUUUGAAACCAAUAUUCCUUUUUUUUCUUUUUACUGUAUGUGAGGCCAAUUUAAUGUUGUGACUUUGUUAUACAGACAAUAAAACUGUUAUUGUACCCUU